AUGCCUCCUCUUUCAGUCCUUAUCAGCGACGGUGACCCGUCAGACGCUUUUCACGAUCAGUUCUCUACUAUCAUCCGCCUUGAGUCACGUCUUCAGGGGGAUUAUUCAGAAGAUGUGAGCGGACCAGCCCACCAACGCUGGGUCGUGAAGCACCUGACCGAAGUGGCCCGAGCUCAGGGUUUCCCUAUGCAAUUAACUACACAGGCAACGGCAUUCAAUGUGCACGCUGGAGAGUUCAUCACGCCUCCGCCGGCACAGACAACGAUAUUCGGUCACUCCGGAUAUACUACACCUUGGCACGAGAACUUCAAUCUUGCCGACCAAGGGGUCUUUGACUCCUCUGGCCCUUAUUACCCGGCUGCACAGAACAUCGCAUUCCAUCGUCUCUCACGUCCUCCAAGCCCCUAUCACCCCUUCGAUCCUGCUGAGCGAGCAGCAUAUCGUGCGAUAGUGAGAGCACAACUACUCCAAAGCAGUGGCCAGCGCGUAGAGAGUCAGCCUCACGCAUCAAGUGAAUGUUUCGACCAUACCUCGGAUUCAUUCAUCCGUUCAAGUGACAACCCUCCGCGUUCUGAACCUCCCACCACACCUCCCAACAACUUCUCGGGUGUCCGAUCUCCUUUUACCCCUCCCAACCAAUCACCCAGACUUCGUGGUCAAACAGCACCACCAGAGUCUCCGGAGUCUCUGUCCGAUCUCUUCGCCAACACCACAAUACGCGCUAGUACCGAACCUAUUGCUAAGUCUAGAAUGGGGUCCCUCACGGCACCCGACUGUUACAAAUCCAUCGAGGUCUAUGCCAUUGACGUUCAAACCGGAGACUACAUUCAGUCCGUUAAGAAUCCAGGCGAAGUGAUGGACCACUAUCCCUGCGAGGACCUCGACCAUGAGCCCAUCGGCGAGAACGAAGCUCGGCCCGUCAGCCCCAACGGCGGUCUCCGUAUCCAAUUCAAGGGCGCAGACGGCUCGACUCGUACCAAGGUCUUCAAGGGGCUCGACAAGGUGCGGGUUCUACGUCAGGUUGCAAAGGAGAAAGAUGAUGAGGAGAAGGAGGUCAAGAAGGAGGAGAGUCAGUGA
This is a messenger RNA of Letharia columbiana, 1077 nucleotides long. RefSeq lists its product as uncharacterized. The coding region runs from base 1 to 1077 and encodes 358 amino acids. The record is from RefSeq and is a predicted model, not a curated record. The transcript has 2 exons. NCBI's taxonomy places the organism in Eukaryota, Fungi, Ascomycota, Lecanoromycetes, Lecanorales, Parmeliaceae.